Messenger RNA from Manduca sexta (tobacco hornworm), 13060 nucleotides. RefSeq names its product protein Gawky (gene gw). The record is from RefSeq and is a predicted model, not a curated record. Gene Ontology annotation, cellular component: P-body; nucleoplasm. Gene Ontology annotation, biological process: positive regulation of nuclear-transcribed mRNA poly(A) tail shortening; miRNA-mediated gene silencing by inhibition of translation. Lineage: Eukaryota; Metazoa; Arthropoda; Insecta; Lepidoptera; Sphingidae. The transcript is spliced from 17 exons. The coding region runs from base 456 to 4400 and encodes 1314 amino acids. Gene Ontology annotation, molecular function: protein binding; nucleic acid binding.
GCAUAACCAACGUUACGUUAUUGUUGUUCAACUUCAUUUUGUAGCAUUUCCAAGUUCUUCGUGCGAACCCCGACGACGAAAUCAUUCCAUCCAGCCGUCGAAGCCGUGUUCUCGGGGGUUUGGGAUUGUGAUUUUAUAUAAAUCUCGACAGUUAUCGUGCCAACAACCAUACAAACGAAGAUAAACUGAAACGAGCUGACUGCACAGCUGCUUGGGGAUCAGCCGAGCCCGCAUUAUCUGUGAUAUACAGCUCAGCCUCUCGUCCGUCCUAUAAGGGCUGGGCCACCUGGGGCUAGGAGGCGAGUCCGCAGCAGCUUCCAGCGGUGAUCUCACCUUGUCCUCUGACACAGAGGCACUAAACACUGCUACCUGCUUUAUUGACUGCAUCACGAACCAUUGUUACUUAGUCUAUAAUUGAAACAAUAUGCAAUCUGUGAAAAUAAGUAUAAUGCUAGAUGGAUAUUGUAGAAAAUUAUUCUAUUUAUAAUAAUUGUCUGAUGUCUAAUGUUUCUGUAAUAUUAUGUGUUCCACAUGUAAUUAAGGAUAAUUGUUACUCCAAUAUUGAUACUGUUACCGAACCAAUGCAAUGUAAACACUCCACCUCAAUGGUGGUGAACACAAAUAAAUUUGGUGCUUUUAAGCGAGUCGAAGAGAAGAAUGAGAGUCAGCGAGUUAGUGUAAAAAUGAUAGAUAAUAAUAUUUAUAAUGUAGUGUUUGUUGAUAGAGUCCGACAAAACCAAAUGAUUGGCGACACGCCUAACUACUGCAUUCCUGUAAAGAUUAACGCCAUAACAGUCCAGGGUAUCUCAUACAGUGACCCGUAUUUCAGUAGCUUUAACUUAAACAUUAAGAUGGCGUUGGGAGCGCCAGAGUAUAUGAACAAGUCUGAUUACGCUUUUAAAUCCUCCGUUUGUAUUAUACGAAAUGAGCCUUGCGAGACGCAACUACUGAGUGAUAAGUCUGUUCAUAAUAUGAUAUGCAAAACGAAAACUCGAAUGAUUUCUGAUGCUGACAAGUUUAUCAGAAUACACCAUGACAAUAAUGUAUCGAAAGUUGAUUGUAACGAAUCGGAAUCGGCGGAUGAGCCCGCUCUGGGGACCUUCGCGAAUGGUGAUCUCACCUUUGAUGCUAUGAUGGAAUUGGCGAAGAACGAGGAGCGAAUUAUAAAGACUAUGACAAACAAGGAAGAUCUGGACAGCUGGGGCGUGCCACGACGCAUGCGCCUCUGCGGCGGUGGGGAGAGCUCCCUCAACGCGGCCACCGGAUGGGGCAGCCCGCCUACCUCCAACAACAGUGCUGGGAAUUGGGGCGGCAGCACAAGUGGUCAAUCAAAUAAUGGAACAAACAAUACUCAACAAUGGAAUAACACGGCGCAGCGGCCGCCGACUUCUCAAGCGGAUUUGAAUAGCAAUAAAACAAACGGCAAUCCGAUACCGCCCACGAGUGCAGCGUCUGCACAAAAUUGGCAAAAUAAUCCGGCAAACAUGCCAAAUUCGCAGUCUAACAACAACGGGGCGCCUGCAAGCAACGGUACAAACAAUGCUGCAAAUGGUAAUAAUGGAGGUACAAAUUCUAAUUCAUCUAAUGCUAAUGGACCCGCUAACGGGAAUGGUAAUGGUGGUAACAACACCAACAACACAUCAUCUGCAAAAAUUGAGCAGUUGAACUCUAUGAGGGAAGCUCUCUUUAGUCAGGAUGGCUGGGGAGGUCAACAUGUUAACCAAGAUACCAAUUGGGAUGUGCCUGGGUCACCAGAACCUGGCUCCAAAGUAGAGCCCACUGCAGGAGGACCACCUGCUUGGAAACCCAACAUUAAUAACGGCGCUUUCCUUGGAACUGAUCUUUGGGAGGCCAAUUUGAGGAAUGGUGGACAACCACCGCCGCAACCUGCCGCGAAGACUCCUUGGGGUCAUACUCCUACCACCAACAUUGGUGGAACUUGGGGUGAGGAUGAUGAUGUCGCUGACUCUGCUAACGUGUGGACAGGUCCUCCGCCUCCACAGCAAUGGCCCGCAGGUCCGCCUCAACACGCACAACAAUGGGGCAUGCCUAAAAAGGAUGACUGGAAUGCCUGGGGUGAACCUCACCGUCCUUCUGAUCCGAGACUGGAUCCCCACCGCACGACGGAUCCUCGUCAGCAACCCGUCGACCCACGUCAUGAUCUACGAGGUGGAAUCUCUGGCCGUCUUAACGGCGACAUGUGGAGUCAGCAUCAGCACCCCGCUGGCCCCAAUAAAAUGAUGCCUACUGGUGGUGUCAACCAAUGGGGAGGACAAGGUCCUAAAGAUACAAUGAAGUCUAGCGGAUGGGAGGAACCAUCACCGCCCGCGGCUCGCCGUGCUGGCGCUGGAUUUGAUGAUGGUACAGCUUUGUGGGCUCAGCGCGCCGGAAUGGGCAUGGGUCGAGGAGGUCCUCAAGGUCCACCUGCGCCGACACGCAUCCCGCCCACUCCUACCAAGCCAGACGCAGUUUGGGGAGCACACCCACAACGCAAUGGUUCCUGGGAGGAACCGCACGCACCUGCAUGGCCCGAUCGCGAUGCUCCAGCCUGGCCCGAUGCAUCUGGUCAAGGACUUUGGCCUGUGCCUAAGCCCAAGCCUUCCGGCCCUUCGGGCGGCUGGCCCGAUGAUAUUGGCGAAUGGGGAGGACCGAAACCUCCUCAGGGCGGUCCACUUGCCAAACAAUUGCCCAAAGAAGUAGUCUGGAAUAGCAAGCAGUUCAGGUUCCUGGUGGAGAUGGGAUUCAAGAAGGAAGACGCCGAGGCGGCAUUGCGUAGUCGUGACAUGAACGGCGAGGAAGCGUUGGAGUUGUUGGCGAGCGCGCGUGGUGAUGGCUGGCGCCGCGGCGACGAGCACUUCCACCACGCAGGCGCGUUCCAGUCGCCGCCGUCGGUGCCGGCCGUGUCUCCCGCCGUGGUGCAGAAGCUGCUCAACCAGCCGCCGCCGCAGCCUGUACAGCAUCAUCAGCAAUACAAUCCUUCCAGUGGAACCGGCAACAGUGGUCAGCCAAGCGCGGCGCAGUUGCGUAUGCUCGUGCAACAGAUCCAGAUGGCGGUGUCGGCUGGUUAUCUGAACCAUCAGAUCUUGAACCAGCCAUUGGCUCCUCAAACGCUUGUGCUAUUGAAUCAACUCUUGCAACAGAUUAAAGUACUACAACAAUUGUUGCAACAAAACUCUCUCGCGAUGACGAAAGGUCAUUCAUCUCUUGCUAUUCAAUACUCAGUGCAGAUUACCAAAGCGAAGCAGCAAAUCACUGCUCUUCAAAACCAAAUCACUACCCAGCAAGCGUUGUAUAUGAAGCAGCAGGCGGGCGGCGAUCUGUUCAAGCAGGGCCAUGACCCUCUCGUCCAGCUGCAGAACAACUUCAGUGACAUGGCAAUCACCAAAGAUUCACAAGCGACUUAUGGCGCGAGUGGAAAUCAACAAUCCCGACUGACUCAAUGGAAGCUGCCAUCCCUCGACAAGGACGGUGAGGCGUCUGAGUUCAGCCGCGCUCCUGGUACGGCCAAGUCCACCACCAGCCCGCAGCUGAACCAACUCGGGCUGCAGCCCGACACCACUUGGGGAGUAGGGCGCGGCAACGAAGGCUGGGGUGAUAGCGGCGCCGACGUGGCCGACGGCAAGGACGCGUGGCCCUCGCACGUCUCUCAUCAGCCCGUGUACGAUCUAGUGCCAGAGUUCGAACCCGGAAAGCCUUGGAAGGGCAAUCAAAUGAAGACAGUGGAGGAGGACCCGGCGAUGACUCCCGGGUCGGUGGUGCGCUCGCCGCUGUCGCUGGCCGCCAUCAAGGACACGGAGAUGCUGACGGGCAAGACGUCCCCGCCGGGCGGCGAGCGCUCGCUGUCGUCGUCCACGUGGAGCUACGCGCCCGCGGGCGGCGGCGCCGCGCUCAAGGGCGACGCGUGGGCCGGUAAGCCUCGCGCUGCACCGCCCGGCCUCAACAAACCUUGGCCGCAGCACCACCAGCCCCAGCGCUUGCCCUCCUGGCAGGCUUCCACUUGGCUGCUGCUUAAGAACCUCACCGCUCAGAUUGACGGUUCUACUCUGAAGACGCUGUGCGUGCAGCACGGUCCUCUUCAGAACUUCCAUCUGUACUUGAACCAGGGUCUCGCCCUCGCUCGCUACUCGACCCGCGAGGAGGCGGCCAAGGCCCAGAUGGCGCUGAACAAUUGCGUCCUGAGCAACACGACUAUAUUCGCGGAGUCGCCGGCGGAGUCGGAGGUGCAGCUGAUCCUGCAGCACCUGGGCUCGGGCGGCGGCGGCGCGUGGCGCGGCGGCGGCAACAAGGACGGCUGGAACUCGUACCCGGCGCUGUGGCCCGACCAGCACGACCAGCGCGCCACGCCGUCCAGCCUGAACUCGUUCCUGCCGCCGGACCUGCUGGGCGGCGAGUCGAUCUAAGCGCGCCUCGGGGCCGUCGGUAGGUAGUUGUAAUUACGCUUGACGUCUCCCGCGCGGGGAUGGACUAAUUUUAUUCGCCUAGUCAGAGAGCGUGGGACGCGUGGCGUGGCGCCGCGACGCGACGCGUCCGGCGCGGCCAACUGUCCACAACUAUUAUCUACUGUGUUGUAAGUGUUCAUGUAGAUUAUUUAGUGUACAUAAGAUGAUUCAGCGAGCGGCGGCCGGUGACGGCCGAUGGCGGCGGCCGACGGUGGCGGCGAGGCGGGUGGCGUCGCUCGGCGGCUUGUAUAUUUACCAAAUAGACGUAGCGUGGAUGUGUACAGUAGUUGCGUCGCGGGCUACCUCAGUCACUCGUCCCGUGUCCUAAGUUAGUGUGUAUUUAUUUUGUUGCGCUCGCGGGGUGUUGUUGUUUCGCCCGCGGGCUGUUGCGUUCCGAAUAUCUUCAUGUUCGUUUUUUUAUUUUCUCGUUUAACCACGCAGCGUUUUAAUUAUUUAUUCCGUUUUGAAUUCUCACUAUAGCGAUGAGCUUUCGUUUUCCAUUAGUGAUAUUUUAUUCAGCAAUAAACGCGCAAGUGCAUUUUGCGGAUAACAAAACGUUGAAUAAUUAGUUUGUAAUGUUAAUGUAACAAAAUUUGAAAAUAAUGAGAUUGAAAGUGCAUUCUGUUAGCAGUAAAUUCGUUUAAGCCACACGGUGAGAGAUGUAGGCGCGUAUACAAGAGUAUAGGUCCGGAGCGGCGGCUCCCCGCGGCUCCCGCAAUCCAGUAACCUGUGAUGUAUAGUAUCUUGCCUAUUGUAAGGAUAAUCUAUUUUGUUGAGAGUAUCGUAGAGCGAGUUGCCGGCGCGGCGGUCGGUCUCCGCCGAUGCUGAUGUUUCCCCAAAUUUUUUCCAGUAUUUGUGAUUCAAGUGCCACUUUAUGUUUAAUAUAUGAAACGAUUAACUAGAUUAUACGAUUAAUGUAAGGGUAACCUAAUAUAUUAAAUUGAAAAUUGUUUUAUCAUUUUAUAUUACAUACAUUUGUGAGAAACGUUAUAAAGUACUAUAAUAAUAAUGAUCGACAGUAAUUUAAUAUUACACUUUUGUGUAUAGGUAAGAGUAAAGUUCUAACUUAAAUUUAGCCAUAUCAAUAUCUAUUUAAUAAAAGAUUUGUGGUAUUUUCUAUAGGCUCAAUUUGAACGUUAUUCAAAGUGACAUAUGCUUUAGAUAUUCUGUUAAAAAUAUACUUGUAGGUGUAGAUGAGUCGGUAUUACAUCAUCGUAGUUAUAAGCGUACACUUAAGUCCCCUUAGGUAUCUGUAAGCAUACUGCUGAUAUUUAACGGCAACGAUCGCACGUGUACAUGUUAGUUAUCAUAAAGUUUAUUUACAUUUUUAUUUACGUAUUAAUUUAUUGAUGGUGUGCCACAAAGAUACUCUGCCAAAAUAAUUCAUUACCAAGUGUUUGGGAGUAACUAGUGACUAGCGCACGCCCACCGCGCCGGCCGCGGGCGGGCUCCUCUCGUCUCGCGGCCGCUGUCAUGUACACCGCAUCUGUAUUCGAGCAUCUUCCAGUGAUCUUACGAUUGAACGUAACGAUUCUAGUGUUAAGUUAGUUGUAAGCGAUCGCUGUACCUUGUCGGGCCCCGCCCGGCCCCUAUUCACAAAUUAAGGAAUUAGUUGUGUGAGCGCGACUCCGCGUCCACUUUGAUCGCUUCGGACCUGUAGUAGUUGUGCUCGUAGUGUCGAUGUUUCGAUGUGUCGAUGUGUCGUGUGAUGUGUUGUAGAAACAGUUUGCAUUACAACGUCAUUUCGCUGUAGGGACCGGCGGUUGGAGUUUCGCGUUCUGUGUACUGCGUGUUCUCGGUUGCGUUUGGUUUUGUUCACGCGGAGCUCUGAUAUCUCUAUCGACAGUACAAACGACUUCAAUAUUCUUUCGACUUAGGCUGCUAUAUGCUAUAUGAAAGGCACGGUGUAUGCGGCCGAAUCGGUUCGGCUCCGGGGCUAUUAUACUCGUAACUACAUCGUCACGAUGUUUACUGAUAGGUGCCAAAGAGUGAGUAUCAAAGAUGAAAAUGUCCGGAACGAUUGACUGCAUUUCUCUGCUUGUGUAAUGAAUGAUUCUUCCAAAAUUUUGAAAUUGAUUCGCGUUACGGGUUGAUGAUCUGAUGUUCCUAUUACAUUACUUACUCGUUACUUCUGCAAUAGUCACAUAGUCUGGUUGGCGCGGACAAAUGUCAAUUGUAAGUAUUGUUGUAAAGCUCAAUUUACGCGAAAAUAUUAUUUUCACCAUUCAACAAACGAUGCUCUUUAUUUUAAACAACGUUCUGUCCACGCUCGCGCCAUAAUUUCUAACGCCUAAUUUCAGUCGUUUACUGGUGCGUAUGAAUUUAAUACAGCAAUAAAAUAACAUAUAAUUAAUUUUUAUAAGAUUUUUCAAUUUUUAAUAUUAGACGAGUCGAUCAAACGGAAAAUAUAUAAUGAUCCAGUGUCCUUUAGACUGUGUUGUCCGUAGAAUAACGACGAUAGAAGUCAUGCCUUGAAGAUAUUUAGUCAGUUAACUAAUCAGUACUUAAUAAUGGACGCAGAAGUGCAGAUAAUAGAGACAAACUCGUAGGCGUCGUGGUGUAGCGAUGUAGCGGUGUAGCGGCGUAGCGGCGUAGGGCGUACGUCGGCCGCGGGCUGCGAGCCGCCUUGGUUGUGACGUGUGGCGCUCACGCCGCCUUUACUGAAUCUCCUUUCGGUUCAAUGACUGCAUCAUUAUUUCCUGCACACAAUUAUUGCGCCAUGUGCAAUUUAGUCUGUGUUAUUAUUAUGUUGUUGUAUAUUUAUAUCUUACAUCUUUACUGUAAUAUGUAUAUUGUGGAAUUAUAUGCAUAAAAGAUUUAAUACGCUUCAUGCUUCUAUUUUAACAUUUUUUAGUGAGUCGUUUCUGUUAUUUAGAAUAAAUUUACGUACCUAAAAGUAAUUAUUAUAAAUAUCGUAGGUGUAAAUGUAAGAGAAAAAAAUAUAAAAAAAAUAAAAAUAAAAAAAAAACGAAAAAAAGAAAAGCAAUUAAAAGAAACCAAUGAUUGUGCCUCAAUGAACUGUGGUACGUUACCGUAACAGAUGGCAGGUGUAAUCGUUUCCUUCAAAGUUAUUAUAUGAAGUGUGCGCUAGGCACCGCUCGUGAGUCGUGACUUGCUGUACUGGCGGUGCUGGCGGUACUGGCGGUACGGUCUGUACUGGCCGUAGACAAUAUAAGGCUGCGAGCCGCGGCUGCGGCGGCGCGGCGCCCGCGCCCACGCCCACGCCUUGUGUAAUCAUUAAUGAGCUUAGCUACGUUUUACUUUUAUUGUAAGUGUUAUUUCAUCAAUCUACAUUUUAUAUGUAUACACCUGUGUGUAAAUAUUUUAUCUAUUUAUUAUUUUGGUUUUCAUGAAGUUUACCCGAAUUCAUAUAUUGUAACCUUGUAACAUGUUUUUAUUUAUAUUUUGAUUUAAUCAGCGUGGGUUUCGCGUGUACACUAAUCACUACACGUUCAGUAUGUCGCGUAUUGUUUCAAACAUUCGAAUGCCAAAGUCGAUGUGGAAAUGCCAUUCAACGACCACAAACGCCAGCACGUGAACUGCGUGGAUCUCUCACAUCACAACAAAACUAUUGAUCGUACAAAUGGAAGCCAUUUAUUUUAAAACACGCCUCUUAGGUCGUUUUUCCUCCAAGCUGCUCCGGUAUAUUAGCUCAACUAUAAAGGUAGUUUGCUCAUAAUUGUUAUUAAUUUUAAUUUUUUAAAUCUUAAUAAAUUAUCUUUUUUCCACGACAUGGAAAUAAAAUUCUGAAGUUGUGUGUUAUCUCAAGUUAGCUUUUAAUGCCUAAGGUCAUUGGCGCGAGUUCGCAUUGUAUUUGCUUAUGAGCCUUCCCGCCUAAUACACGUAGACUGUGUAAUUUUCGUGUUUAUUUUUAUUUCGUUUGCUCAGUCGCCCGCUCUCGUUACCAUUCAUUAACACCCGGCCACGAAACCAGACGGUGCAUUGAAUUGGUAACGUUUGGACGGGGUCUUUCCUUUGCUUUAGUUUCUACAGCUUGACAUUGAGAGGCUUCGACAAAUCGAUGAAGCAAAUGUCAGGCGACACUUGUUUCGACAUCAUUUUAUAUAUAGGGACCAAACCAAGCACGGAUACUGCGCAAUUUCCUUUAACCGAACUCACAUCGCAGCUGAAUACAGACUCGAUGCGUACUAAAAGACAUUCGCGUUUUUCCAUUGUUAACAACGUACAUAUUAUGCCGUCGCGUGAAACUGACGAAGUUAUUUUGUAUGACAUUAUUAUAUUGUUAGUGUACGAUAUUCAGGGCCUUUUAAUUUUAAAAUAAGGUUAAAAAUUUUGCUUGUUGUAUUUAUUUAUAUACAUAUGUAUUAUAUAUAUUUUUGUACGUUAAGACGUUGACGUCCUGAUACAAUAGAGAACACGUUAGGUGAUAUCUACAAAGAAACUAGUCUUCCUUAUUUACGAGGGGUAGCGUGAGUAGCGUCGGUGGAGACGGGACGGGGCGAGCGGCGACCGGCGCGCCCGCGCGUGCGUGCGUGCGCGCGUGCGUGCGCGCGUGCGGCGCGCGUCGACAGCCAAGCGCGUCGCCACAAGAGGCAAUCAUUCCUCUAGUCUUGUUAUGUGGUGCGUUUAAGUGAAUACCAAAUAUAAAAUAACGAAGGCUUUGUCGUUAGUGUACGUAGGGGUAGGCGAUAGAUCGGCCCGAGCAGCUUGGACCCUGUCGAACUUACAAAGGAGUGAUUGAGUAGUAUUAUUGUAAUGCAUUUAUUUCUCUUUUUGUCAUAGUCACUCAAUCAUAUAUUUAAUUAAUUGAGCUAACGCCUAAAAUUGGAAUAUCAGAGUUUAUUUAGGAUGUUUCAUAUUUUACAUUUUAGUGUUUAAAUAUCUAAAAUUUACCUUAAUUAUAGUGAAUGGAUUUUUGUAUUAUUGGUAUAUAUGUAGCUGUAAGACAAAGGUGUUCUUCAUAAACACAAACAACUGAUUAUUACAAAAUAAAAUUAAAGUACUGAGUGACUUUACGUGUAAACCGUGGGCCAUUGAUAAAUAUGUUGAACUAAGCUAAAUUCUCUAUGUGGUAAUUUAUAUAAAUGUGAUUGCUGAGAAUAUUUUACCUGCUAUAUGUAUAGUUAUAAUAGAUCAAUAAGUCGCUAUUGAUUCGUUUGGUCGGCGGCACACGAGUGCACACGUGCCCGUGUGCACGACACUCCGCAUACCUUCUGAGCAUGUAAUACAGUAAUGUUGCAUUUGAUUCGUUACAUCGGACGAAUAUAUAGCGUUUAUGUAUAUGUAUGUAUGUGUAUGAAGGCCAACCUCCCACCAACAGUUAAUUGAUGCAGUAGACUCUUUCCUGCUGCUCGCUAACUACACAAAAUACUGCUUCUCUAGUCUCUCUCGCAUUCAAACGGCGGCGCGACCCCGCGGCCCGAGCGCGAGGCGCGUGCGCAUGUUAUCGAGCAUAAUAAACGACCAUAUCCUAUAUGAUAGUAGUUUGUAUUUGUAUUAUUCUUUCAUUAGAUCUCUGUUGUACCUGCGUGAAAUUGUUUAUAUUCAAUGUUCAUUUGUACUGUAAGAGAAGUGAACCGGUCUCGAAGACACCACGCUCUGUACAUCUAUCUCUAUACGUAAUUUCGUAUUAGAACGACCAAAUUUUUGAUGUUCCAUUGAUAUGCUGAUAAAACCUCUCAACUUAACGAUAUUUCUAUUGGCAACAAAAUCAAUACUCUAUGGUCUUAAAUUAGUCACUUUUGUACCUUGAUUGUACUUGUACUUGAAUAAUAUCCUAUGUAAGUGAGGAACGACUAAUCCAAUUCUGAAAUAUACUUAAUUUAAAUUUUGACAGACUGAUAUCUGUGAUUAAGAAAAUAUUUUUAAUAUUAUCCAGUGAGUCGGGUGAAAAUAUUUAUUUUGUUAGGGGUUUCCUACUGCCAGCGGCACAUAACGUAUUUGUGACGAGACGUGAUACAUGUAAUUGUUCGUUGUACUCAUAUUGUUCGCUACUUGUGACGCCUCGAGUCACGCCGGGACGUUUACGUUGUACAAACAAAACAAACGAACAAGCUUAAUUAUUAUAAACAAACAAACAUACCCCACCAUUGAAACGUACCGAUCCCAAUGAAAGCAAGUGAAACGCGUUUAUGUACCGCGGACGCGUUCACAGCGUUAACAUGACAUCACCGAGGUCACACAGACUGAUAAACAAAUUAUGAUUGUUGCGUACCACCGAUGUCAACUGAAAUUUGUUUUCCACCAACGAUUGAUCUUUGAACGUUGCAUAUCGACUACAUUUCUAAUUCGAAUUAUUUUGUUGUAUUCAUAUCCGUGAUUUCCGUGAUGUGCGUUAAGUUUGAUAUUGUAAUGAGCCUUUAGUUAUCAUAAUAAUGAAUACUACUAAUCUGUCCGCAUGUAGUGUAAUGUGUGUCAUCUCUAAAAUGAACGAUUGGCGUUGUUUUAAUAUUAUGAAAAUUAUAUUUUUCGGUACCACCUUUGAGUUAAAGUACAAUGUAGUUAUAUAAAGCAUGUUUCAGCGACUUACGUCGAGUGCGAAAUUGUGAACUAAUCAAUAAGUUAGAUUAGACUUAAGCUGUCUCGUCUCACAUUACACCAAUUAAUAAUUAAUUCUCCUUAAUAUAUUUGUAUCGGAACACUUGUCGUUUUAAGCAGAUACUAAAUUAUGUCAUAAAUAUAUCAAUAGGCUAAAAAUAUUUUUCUGUGCAAAUCUCUGUGAUGAGAAAUUUAUUCUAAAGAUAUAGUAUUAACUGAAGGCGAAGCGAGGGUCGUACUAUGAAGCUCUGACAAGCCUGACGGGCUUGCGAGUGGCCGCGGACCGGCCCUUCUCGCCUGGACGGCGGCUCAACACAUUUAUAUUAAGACCCGAGUUUCGCCGUGACUUUAAAAGUUGAACUUUUCAGUCUUUUCGCGCAAAGGGUUGUGUAUUAUUUUUUAUGUAGUACAAAAUGUGUUCGCAAUUUGAUUGCUGCUGUAGUGUUCCUUAUUUUCUUAUUCAAAUUAUCUUUGUUGGGUAUUUAUUUGAAACCUUGUAUUCUGAAAUAUAAUUUUGUAAUAUAAUAUUUAAAUAGUCGUGAGGCAUGCGUAAUAAAAUUUCACGUAGUAAGUUAUGUAAACGGCUGCCUUAAUAGUUAAUAUGUAUUUGUAUCAAUUUGUACACCAUCCUCAAUGUAUGUUCCGUCGACGAUUCACUAUUUAGAAUCGUUUGUGUUCCGUCACGUACCAAAUAAUAGCGUAGCUGGCGGCGGGUUCGCUAGCGACGCUUGUGUUCCGCUCUCGCCUCGCCACGCACACGCACUCGUUUGUAAUAUCUUCCGUUCGGUGGUGCGUGGUAGCGACGUGGCGGGUUGAGUGCGGGGCGUUGCAAUCGACCGGUCGCCGUCGCAGCGAUCUUCAUGUCUUUAUUACCUCAUUCAGUAACCUCAGAUAGUGUCUCCGCACCACUAUUUAUCGACUCUCCUUGUACUUACCACACGCACUGCACUGUUAUUUGGUACACAGGUAUGAAUUUUCUUUAUUUUAAGGUAAUUAUGGUGAAUUUUAUCAGUGUAUUAAGUAAAUAGUCGAUAUAUUUUAUUGUUAUUUUUCUGAUACUACAUAAAAGCAAUGUAUAUUACAAACAAAGCAGGAGAACAAUAAUUAUUAUGUAAGUGUAACAGUUAGUGAAUUUAAGUGUGCUAUUUUCCAUUCCAGAACUCAACGAUAUCAAUGUUCUUGUAAUACUUAUGUUCGGGUUUUAAAAAGAUGUUAUUAUUGUAUAAUUAAACUAAACCUUAUGUGAUUGAAAUGCAAUGUUUAGAAGUAUUUUUAUUCUUUAUUUUUUACCAUUAAUUAAUAAUAGUUAGUAGAGAUCUAUUUGAGAGUCUAAUGUAUCAAUUAUUUGUAAAGUUGGCUGUAACUAAUUAGAGGUUACAAUAAGUAGACAUAUUUUAAUAUAAACAUUUGGAGAAAAUUUUAUGUAGAUGACAAAUAGUUGUUUUGAACAUUAUGUGAAGUGUUGUAUCGUAUUGUAUGGUAUCGUUAGCGCAAUGUGUACGCACAACGGUGAGGCGGGUCGAGCGGCUCGGCGCCCGCGCUCGGCCGCUGCGCACGCGCACUCGCGCACACGCACCGCUCGACCGGCGAACCCUCGACUCUCACUGCACAGCACUGCUAGACUAAUUCAGUUAUUGCGUAAGGAUAUUUUUCUUACAUUUCGAUAAGAGUAUAAUAUUUAUAGAAUAGGCAAUAAAUAAUGUUUAACAAAAGUCCCUAUGUAAUCGAACUGACAACAGAAACGCAUGUUAUAUUUGUGGCCUCUUUACGAAUAAGAUCUAAGUUACUGUUAAAGAAAAUUAAUUUUGCUAUGCACAGAAAUGAUACUCAAUUAAUUGCCAAAAAGUUAUAUGUAUAUUCAUAGUUCAACAAUAUUUCUUUUGGGCAUAUUUACUUUGAAUUUAUGCAAACUUAGAUUAUGAAUAAGUAGGUUGUAGAUUAUAUGUAGAGUGAAUGCAUAUAUUAUAAUAUAUCUAUAUAUUUAACGUAAGCUGAAUUUGAGAAAUAUCAAUUUCUUGUAUUGUUCAUAAGUUUAGAUAAUAAAUGGGUUUAGCCAUACUUCGGCUGGUUUGAUAUGUAUGUUAUCUGAUUCAUUGUAAAAAAAAAAUAAAAAAUCAUAUAAU